Molecule: messenger RNA, 4357 nt
Organism: Panicum hallii
Lineage: Eukaryota; Viridiplantae; Streptophyta; Magnoliopsida; Poales; Poaceae
Exons: 9
Coding region: 396-4034 (1212 amino acids)
Biological process (GO): protein phosphorylation; signal transduction
Cellular component (GO): cytoplasm
Molecular function (GO): protein binding; ATP binding; protein kinase activity
Source: RefSeq, a predicted model, not a curated record
CAAUCUGAAACCCCCCCACCUCCCCUUGACGCUCCCUCCCGGCCCGUCGCCUCCGCUUCAUCCGGCCGAGGCCCCCCGCCGCUCCGAUCCGAACCCUAGCCGCUCCCGCACCCGGGCGCGCGCCGCCUCGCUUCGCCCCGGUCGCCGCCGCUCCCGUCGCCGCACCGGCACGGUUUUCUUCUGCUGCUGGAGCCGCGAAUCCGGGCCCGCCCCCGUCCUCCCGCCCGCCGGUUGAACUGCUUUUACUAGGUGCUCUGUGCUCUCCAACUACUGGCACGCUUCGCUUUGCCAGAUAAAAAAGGAUAGAAGGAAAUGUACUAUUAUCAGCAAAAUGGAUAGCAUGGCAAUGAACUGUGUAUCCUGUUUCAUCCAUAUACUUUAGCCAAGAAAGCUUGAUGGAACCUAGAAAAGAUGAUGUUCGCUCUGCAGCCCAAGGUUCGGUGCAUGGAUCCUCAAGCUCAGCAUGCACCAGUUAUCCUGUUCCAGAAUACCCUGUUGCAGGCAAUGUUAAGCCUGUCCUUAAUUACUCAAUUCAGACUGGGGAGGAGUUUUCUCUUGAAUUUAUGAGAGCUAUACCCAAGAAGCAUCUUGUUCCUGGUAUGCCUCAUAAUCAGAAUGUCACUUCUGGUGCUGGUCACAAGGAUUCUAGAGUAAGCCUUGGUACCAAUCGAACAGGACCAGAGACUAGAUUUGAUGCAUCAAUAUUUUUGACCUCAGAUACUCAUCAAACAAAUGAGAUUGAGAGAAAACCUUUUUCUGAAAAUGAAAACAGAAGAAGGCACAUGUCAGGUACGUCAGUUUCACGAGUUCUAUCCGGUGGUGGCAGUAGUCAGGGAUUGUCCCGUGGCUAUGCUUCUUCUGAGGCCUCAGAAACUUCCAGAACAAUUAAAAUUCUCUGCAGCUUUGGGGGUAAAAUAUUACCCAGACCAAGUGAUGGAAAGCUUAGAUAUGUCGGUGGUGAGACACAUAUAAUUCGGAUUAGUAGGAACGUUUCCUGGCAGGAGCUUAAACAGAAGACAACAGCCAUCUAUAAUCAACCUCAUGUUAUCAAGUAUCAGUUACCCGGUGAAGAUCUUGAUGCCUUGAUCUCAGUUUCAAAUGAUGAAGAUUUGAGAAACAUGAUGGAAGAAUGUGGUUUCCUUGAUAAUGGGGAUGGUUCCCAGAAGCUUAGGAUAUUCCUUGUUUCGUCUAUUGAAUACGAUGAUAUGAGUUUCAGCCUGGGCAGUAUGGAUAGUGAUUCUGGGAUCCAGUAUGUUGCUGCCAUCAACGGGAUGGAUGGAAUAGCUGCGAAUUCAUCAAGUGGGCAGGGUUUAGUAAAUCAGUCCAUCAAUGAGUUUGAUCAGUUCAUUAAUCUCAAUAUUGAUAGUAGGCCGGUAAACUCAAGCAGAGAUAGUUCAAAUUUGCAUGCAGUGAACACAUCAACUUUUGUGCCUUCAGAGAUGCUCUCAAGACCGAUGCCAUCUGCUGUAUCCGGCGAUAAUAGUGCAAAUUUGAAUUCAUACUAUAGCCAUGGGAUGCAGAAUUUGAAGGGUAAUUAUGCGAAUACCGCUACCAGUGAAGGAUUUUAUGACAUUGAGGGCCAGAUAUCUAUUCCUUUAUCUACACCUUCUGAUUAUAGAUAUACAUCCCAGUAUGCGCCUUUCUCAGGAACUGCUUCACAGCGAUCUUUUGAUCAACAGGCUUAUCAGGAUGCUGAGAAGGAAACAUCAACGAAGGAGGAAAAACGGGUUUCUGGUAACAUGCCUCAUCAAAAUAAUGAGCUAGAUUACUUUCAAUCGCUUGAAAAUCUGAGUGGUCAUACAGCGCAUAAUGAUUCAUCUGCUUCAGGAGUGCCCCCUUCUGCUUCUGUUCAAGAAGGUGUAAUAUCUUCUCUUCAACCAAGUGACAGUGUGAAGAGCCUGGAGACUUGUACCGCACCAAGAGCUAGGUCGACAACACAGGGUUCAGAUAUCAGUGAAGAUGAUCGGCAUUCUGGUGGAGCUUUUGCAUCCGGCUGUUCUGACUUUCAGGUUGACAUGAUAGAUCACAGCUAUAAGAAUCCGCCUCCUCACCCUGGGCGAGUCUUCCAUUCUGAGCGGAUUCCAAGGGAGCAAGCAGGAUUUCUGAAUCGGCUAUCUAAAUCUGAGGAUUCACUUAAUCCGGAAUUUCUAAUUCGUCAAUCGCAGUCUGGUGUUGCAAGUGAAUACAUCGCAGAAAAUACUAACUCUGCUUUUGAGGGGACUGAAAAACCAAAUCUAGCUGCCCAUGCUAUAAAUUUGAAUGAUCCAGCUGUAGAUGAUAGUCUGAUACAGUUUGAGAAAGAAUUUACCAAUACUGUACAACAAACUUCUCCAUUUAGUGAACAGCUGCUUGGUGAAGAGAGGUCCUCAGAUGACACAAGUAGUAGAAAUGUGGAGAAAGUUGCUCAUGCAGCUGAACAGAUUCUAGGAGGUAGACACAAUGAGGAAACUUCUCAAGAUGUAGAAGCACCUAAUCAGCCAGGAUCUCAUUCUGCUAUGCCUCAUCAUAAUAGUAGGGAUGCUCCAAAGCAAACACUCCCAACUGAUGUUGAAUGUGAUCAUGUUGUACCAUCGACCAGCUCUGUGGAUGUUUCUCACAAGGAACCUAUUAUCUCCAGCACACAGAAUAGAGACGUUCCUGGUGGUACACAAAGGACCUCCCCUGACAUUCUUUCUGAUUUCUUUGCAAAUGCUAACUCUGCAGCACAAUCAUCCAGUCCUUUCAUUGAUCCUGUCCAUAGCUUAAACAUGCCUAAUUAUGAACCCCAGCGGUGGUCAUUCUUCAGAAAUCUUGCACAAAAUGAGUUUCCACAAAAAAUGGAGACCCAAGAUCUGGCAAAGAUUGAGGAGGGAGCUUAUCCCUUUGACCGCUUAGAGCAUGAUACAACUAAUGUGAAGAAUUUGGCUCCUCAGAAUGAUAUUCAUGUGGAAGUGCCUCCAGUAGCUUCCCGCACCAAUGUUGAUUCAAACAUUUCACCAACAGGUUUUAUCUCAUCACAGAUUGACAAUCCAACGACAAUGAAGAAUGCUGAAGGGUUCCAAGUUGAUAAUCCUUUUACAAAUAUGCAUGAAAUGAUGCCAUCUCAUCCUGCUUUUGAGGAACAGAAGACUGAAGAGGCUAAAGCUGUUGGACCAGUCAUGGAUGCUUCCUUUAAGGACACUGAUUUUGAAUACUUGCAGAUCAUCAAGAAUGAAGACCUUGAAGAGCUUAGGGAACUUGGUUCAGGUACAUUUGGAACUGUGUACCACGGAAAAUGGAGGGGAAGUGAUGUAGCCAUUAAGAGAAUUAAAAAAAGCUGCUUCACAGGACGGUCUUCAGAGCUAGAAAGACUAGCACAUGAAUUCUGGCGAGAAGCUGAAAUUCUUUCAAAGCUUCAUCAUCCAAAUGUUGUGGCGUUUUAUGGUGUUGUGAAAGAUGGGCCAGGUGGUACAUUGGCGACUGUGACUGAGUUCAUGGUUAAUGGCUCACUUCGGCAUGUUUUGCAGCGCAAGGACAAAUAUCUUGAUCGUCGUAAGAGGCUUAUCAUAGCAAUGGAUGCUGCAUUUGGCCUGGAGUAUUUGCACUCAAAAAAUAUUGUGCACUUUGAUUUGAAGUGUGAUAACUUGCUCGUAAAUCUUAAAGAUCAAUCACGCCCCAUAUGUAAAGUUGGUGACUUUGGCUUGUCCAAAAUAAAAAGAAAUACCCUGGUUUCGGGUGGUGUGAGAGGGACUCUCCCAUGGAUGGCUCCAGAAUUACUCAAUGGAAGCAGCAAUAAGGUGUCGGAGAAGGUUGAUGUAUUUUCCUUUGGUAUUGUUAUGUGGGAAAUCCUCACUGGCGAAGAACCAUAUGCCAAUAUGCACUAUGGCGCAAUUAUAGGGGGCAUCGUAAACAACACACUGAGGCCACCUGUGCCAGCGUCAUGUGACCCGGAGUGGAGAAGGCUCAUGGAGCAGUGUUGGGCCCCAGAUCCAGCACAGCGCCCUGCUUUCACAGAGAUUGCUGGCCGGCUUAGGGCCAUGUCUGUUGCAGCGAAUCAGGCGAAGGCAAACAAAUAAGGUGCAGGUGGAGUACUUCCUUUCAGGCUCCAAUAUGUUGGGGGUUCUUUUUCUCUUUUUUUUUUGGCUGGAGAGUAAUACAUAUACAUGUAUGUUAUAGAGUGUUGUAAACAUUAGUGCUUCAUUUAUACCAUCUCAUGGGCUGGGCUGUAUCCGACAAUAUACUGGACUCGUUUUGAAGGUUGUGAUGUGUAAAGCUUUAACUGGAAUUCGUUGUGUGGUUAUUGGCAGGUCCUCCUUCAUAAACAGAAACCAUGUGUUUGUUGUAACAUAAUUGAAACUGUGAAUAACAAGAUCCGUACAACACCUUUGGUCUGAAUUAA